Molecule: messenger RNA, 1283 nt
Organism: Vigna angularis (adzuki bean)
Lineage: Eukaryota; Viridiplantae; Streptophyta; Magnoliopsida; Fabales; Fabaceae
Exons: 3
Coding region: 134-1090 (318 amino acids)
Molecular function (GO): hydrolase activity
Source: RefSeq, a predicted model, not a curated record
UAGAUGAUAAGAUGGAACCACAGACAUGAUUUACCACUUAAAACAACUCAAACUUGAAGGUACUAAAACAAAAAACACCUUUUCAGAUUGAGUUAGCAUCAAACUCACUCUCGGCAGCAAGAAGAUCAGAGAAAUGGAGGGCAUUGCACACAGAACAGUGGAAGUAAAUGGCAUAAAAAUGCAUAUAGCAGAGAAAGGAGAGGGUCCUGUGGUGUUGUUCCUCCAUGGCUUUCCUGAACUCUGGUACUCAUGGCGUCACCAGAUCCUGGCUCUCAGCUCUAAAGGAUAUCACGCUGUUGCACCAGAUCUACGUGGCUUCGGUGACACUGAGGCACCAGCUUCAAUCAGCAGCUACACCUGCUUUCACAUAGUGGGUGAUCUGGUUGCGCUUAUAGACUCUCUGGGUGUCCAACAAGUCUUCCUUGUGGCUCAUGACUGGGGAGCCCUCAUAGGUUGGUACCUCUGCAUGUUUCGCCCCGACAGAGUCAAGGCCUAUGUCUGCCUCAGUGUUCCUCUUCUUCACAGAGACCCCAACAUCAGAACCGUCGAUGCCAUGCGUGCUAUGUACGGAGACGACUACUACAUCUACAGAUUUCAGAAACCAGGCGAAAUGGAGACUCAGAUGGCUGAAGUUGGGACUGAGUAUGUGUUGAAAAACAUUCUGACAACUAGAAAACCUGGUCCUCCGAUCCUUCCCAAGGGAGAGUAUGGAACCGGGUUCAAUCCGGAUAUGCCGAAUUCCUUACCCUCUUGGCUCACGGACGAUGAUCUUGCCUAUUACGUAUCCAAAUUUGAGAAAACAGGCUUCACAGGACCCUUGAACUAUUACAGAAAUUUGAACUUAAAUUGGGAGCUGACAGCACCAUGGAGUGGAGCAAAAAUCCAAGUGCCGGUAAAGUUCAUCACAGGUGAGUUUGACAUGGUGUACACCUCUCUGAACAUGAAGGAGUAUAUCCACGGUGGUGGUUUCAAACAUGAUGUGCCAAAUUUAGAAGAAGUGAUUGUGCAGAAAGAUGUAGCUCAUUUCAACAAUCAAGAAUCAGCAGAAGAAAUCGGUAAUUACAUAUACGAGUUUAUCAAGAAAUUAUAAUAUGAUGACAAAACGGAAUCAAAAUUGUUGAAGUUGUUGUGUUUUUAUUUUAUGCAAGUUAGUACUGAGGAACUCAGGUUACUUUUAAUUAUGCAGGACAUAUUGCAUAAAUAAGAAAAUGUAUUUUGAAUUAAAGAAUGUUGUAGUGUGUGAACAUACCAGAGAGAUUCAGCGUAAAAAAAUUCAUCGCAAA